Molecule: messenger RNA, 2297 nt
Organism: Thecamonas trahens ATCC 50062
Lineage: Eukaryota; Apusomonadida; Apusomonadidae
Product: glycosyltransferase family 77 protein
Exons: 1
Coding region: 59-2248 (729 amino acids)
Biological process (GO): cell wall pectin biosynthetic process
Cellular component (GO): Golgi apparatus
Molecular function (GO): arabinosyltransferase activity
Source: RefSeq, a predicted model, not a curated record
ACGCACGCACACGCAUACAUACGCAGUCAAAGGCGCGCAAGAAGUUACGCAGGAGGGAAUGUAUCCCAGACGGCGGGCUGGACGUGGAGGCUUUCUGCGGACGAACGGGCUCAAGCUGGUAGUGGCAGCGCUGGCGGUGUAUGUGGUGGUCCACUUUGCCACCUCGCACACCGGGAGUGAGCCACAGGCAGGGCGGAUGAUGGCCGAUCAGGGCCGUGGGAGUGGUGCGAGUCGCGGAGAUGGUGCCGGGCAUGGAAAUGGUGUUGGUCUAGGUGACGCUGGGCGGGGGCUUGGCAGCCUGACGUUGGGCAAGAGACACGGUCAGCCGCCGCCGCCGCCGUCGCCAAAGGCGCACGGGCCCGAUGGAGGCGGCGGGCGAUGGGCAAAGCCAGCACCCAAGCCAAGCUCGCAUGUGAUUGAUCAUGUGCAUGGGGAGCAUGAUGAGAGCGAGGGCAAGGGCGAGGGUGAGGGCGAGGGCAAGAGCAAGCACGACUCGAACAAGUGGCCGCAGCUGUCCAAGGAGGUGGUGGCCAAGUACGCGUCGAACACGGGCAAGAUUCUGGUCACGUUUGCCAACCACAACCACGAGGACUACAUCCGCAACUGGGUCUACCACCUGGCUUCGAUUCCGAUGGACAACUACUUGGUGUGCGCCUUUGAUGAUGAGCUGAUGGAGUACCUGACGCAGAACGGACUCAACGGCGCGUUUGUGCCUGCGGUUCUUCGCAAGCAGACCUUUGAGUGGGGCUCGGCCGGGUUCAAGAAGCUCAACCGGUACAAGUGGGAGGCAGCACUCUCGAUUCUCGAGUGGGGCUUUGGCCUCUUCAUCACCGACGCCGACACAGUCUUCUUCCGCGAUCCGAUUCGGUGGGUGGAGGACUACGGCGAGGACGCCGACGUGCUGGCGUCGACCGACUACCUGCGCCCGACGACAUGGAAGGACGAGUUGGAGGAUUUGACGCAGACCCACAUUGCGUGGUGGGCGCAGAACAUCGGAAUGAUGUACCUGGCGCCUAGCGAGCGUAUGAUCACCUUUUUCCGCAAGUGGACCAAGCUCAUGAACGACAACCCGGACUACGGCAACCAGUGGUCGUUUACUGAAAUGCUCUCGGACGGCGUCGAGGUGGACUACUCGGACGGUCUGCAGGGGUACGCCAAGCUGGAGCUCGCGUCGAAUCACACAUUCUGGGCUGCCAACCACAGCGUGAUUCUGGGCAUGCUCCCGCUGGCAUACUUUCAGAACGGCCACUCGUACUUUGAGCAGCGUGGAUGGCGCAAGCGCAACAUCCAGCCGGUUGCUGUCCACACCACGUACGUGUAUGCGUUCAACGGCGCAAAGCGGCACCGCUUCCGCGACGACAAGCUCUGGCUCGACGACGACGCGUACUACUCGAGCGGCUACUUUCUGGCCUUUGACAACGUGCCGCCGCCCGAACUGAUGGUGGACCACUCAUGGGACGUUCCAUUUGACAAGGUGCCUGCGCAUCACCUGGUCCUUGUCGACUACCAGAUCCAGCGGGUGUUUGAGGCGAUGGCCGUGGCCCGCGCUCUCAACCGAACCCUCGUUCUCCCGCCUAUCUACGGCACCUGCGAUCGGUACUUUGCCCAGCUCAACAAGUGUCGCUACCCGCACGCCGAGAAGGAUGAGAUUCAGUUCCCGGACGUCGUGCCUGCCGACCAUGUCUUUCGGCAAGAGCUACUUCUUGAGGUCCGCGAGGCGUCGUUCCUCACAAACCCGCGGGUGCCGAUGGCGGUGCUCUCGGACCGGGUCUUUGUCAACGUCUGCGACGAGCUCGACGGCACGCGUGAGGUUGUGGCACCAGUCGCGCCCGCAGGCACCAAGGGUGACGUUGAGUGUGUCAAGCGCUCGCUGGCGCGGUUCGAUGCCAACUAUGUUGCUGCAUCGACUGUCCACCUUGCAAAGGGACUCACCGACGUCGAGCUCGCUGAUGCGCUCGCGCCGGCCAACGCGGCCCGCGUCCUCCACUUUUCGUCGAUGGAGGGCACUUUUGCCGGCUUUGAGGACUCUGCUGAUGCCCUCGCCUUUCUCAAAGAUGCCCGCAAGUGGAUCGGCACUUGGUGCUGUACCUACGCCUCGGGCGCCAUCCACUACGACUCGGCGCCGGCCUUUAUCCCACGCGACAUGAUCUCGCGUGUCCCGCCUGUCUACACCAACAAGUUUCCGUACAAGGAUGAUACCGGCCAGCCGCUCAAGUUCUCGCCGCCACCGACGCCGCCCAAGGCCUAGCAGUGGUACAGCAAGGCUCGAACAACGAGUAAAUGCCAAUCUGUCUCAG